This is a messenger RNA of Agrilus planipennis (emerald ash borer), 6773 nucleotides long. It is a transcript of the gene Lar, whose product is annotated as tyrosine-protein phosphatase Lar. Gene Ontology annotation, molecular function: protein tyrosine phosphatase activity; protein binding. Gene Ontology annotation, biological process: protein dephosphorylation. The record is from RefSeq and is a predicted model, not a curated record. Lineage: Eukaryota; Metazoa; Arthropoda; Insecta; Coleoptera; Buprestidae. Bases 16 to 6213 code for a protein of 2065 amino acids. The transcript is spliced from 20 exons.
AUAAACCAAUAAAUAAUGAUAAAUUAUAAGUUUUUGUCCAUUUCCUGCGCCAAACGGAGUGCCAUUCCAUGGAGGACGCACUUGUGUUGCAUCAGGCUUUUAGUGGGAUUUGGAAUGGAGAUAAAUUAUCUCGACGCGCAUUUCGGGGUAAAAGCCUUUAUCAUUAUACCGUGUGUGCUUUUUGGUAUAUGCAUCGCAUUUGCUAGUGAAUCUCCGGAAAUUGUCGUGAAACCGAGAAAUCAGCAGGUGAGGGCCGGCGGAAAUGCUGCAUUUUACUGUUCUGCACGCGGUGAUCCCCAACCCCUUAUUCAUUGGAAAAAAAAUGGCAAGAAAGUGUCGAGUACUCAAUCUCGCUAUCAGAUCAGGGAGUUUCCCACGGGAGAGCUUCUGUUGCGUGUAGAACCCGUUCGUGCUGGCAGAGAUGAUGCUACUUACGAAUGUAUUGCAGAGAAUAGCCUCGGUGAAAUUGCAGCUGCAGAGGCCACGCUCAUAGUUUUUGAGAACGAUAAGUUACCGGCAGGAUUUCCUCAGAUAACUCAGUCGCCAGCCACAAAUAAAGUCGUGGAAAUUGGACACAGUACUGUUCUGACUUGUAGUGCCUCAGGCAUUCCUCCUCCAAAAAUCACCUGGUACCGAAACAUGUUACCUAUAGAUGUUAAGAGUGAACCUCGUUAUUCUAUGAGGGAUGAUAUACCAGGUGCUCUUCAGAUAAAAAAUAGCGAAGAAAAAGACCAGGGAAAGUACGAAUGUGUUGCAGAAAAUUCUGUGGGAAGCGAAUACUCAAAACCUGCAUCUUUAUAUGUUAAAGUAAGAAGAGUCCCUCCUCAGUUUUCUAUCCCACCUCAAGCAGUAAACGAAGUAAUGCUUGGCGCUGAUUUAAAUUUAUCAUGUGUCGCAGUAGGAUCGCCUUUACCUUAUGUUAAAUGGCGAAAAGGCGUCCAAGAAUUAACCCCCGAUGAUAAGUUACCCAUUGCGAAAAACACUUUGGAAUUGAGAAAUAUUAAGGAGUCGGCCAACUACACCUGCAUUGCAUCCAGUGUUCUUGGCGAAAUAGAAGCUGUAGCAGAAGUUAAAGUACAAUCCUUGCCGGGUCCCCCGACUAACGUUCAAGUUUCGGAAAUAACUGCCACUUCUGUACGCCUAACUUGGUCGUACAAUGGUUUUGAGAGUUUGCAGUAUUACGUGAUCCAAUUCAAGCCAAAGUAUGCCAAUCAAGCGUUCAGCGAAAUAUCAGGGAUUAUUACAAUGUAUUAUUCUGUACGGAACUUGAGUCCUUACACUGAGUACGAAAUGUACGUUAUUGCAGUUAAUAGUGUUGGUCGAGGUCCUCCUAGCGCUCCAGUAACUGUUACAACCGGAGAAACAGAGCCAGGCACUGCCCCCCGUAAUGUACAAGUGCGACCCCUUAGUUCGAGUACCAUGGUGAUUCAGUGGGAGGAACCAGAAACACCUAAUGGCCAAGUUACAGGUUACAAAGUGUAUUAUACAACAAAUCCUCAACUACCUAUGGCCCAGUGGCAGUCCCAAUUGGUGGACAACAAUCAGUUGACUACCAUAAGCGACUUGACACCUCAUACAAUCUAUACCAUCAGAGUUCAGGCAUUUACAUCGGUGGGGCCCGGUCCUUUAAGUCCCCCAGUACAUGUGAAAACGCAACAAGGAGUACCGAGUCAACCGAGCAAUCUGAGGGCGUCGGACAUCGGCGAGACGUCGGUGACGUUAGAAUGGAGUAAACCGUCGCAUUCAGGCGAAAGCAUCGUCAGUUACGAACUGUAUUGGAACGACACGUAUGCUAAAGAGAAAUACCACAGGCGUAUUCCUGUCUCUGAAACGUACGUGUUGGUGGGAUUGUAUCCCAACACUCUGUACUACGUUUGGUUGGCUGCGCGUUCACAAAGGGGCGAGGGCGCCACCACUCCGCCAAUACCCAUACGAACGAAGCAAUACGUACCGGGUGCUCCGCCCCGCAACGUGACCGGCGAAGCGGUAAGUCCGACGUCGAUCUAUGUGAGAUGGGAACCACCGCCGGCGGAUCGGAGCAAUGGCAAUAUCGUCUACUACAAGUUGCAGCGAGUGGAUGCAGGCCAAUCCGACAGCGAGGCUACUGUCAUUAAAUUGAACGCCACGUCAUUUCUUUUGGACGAAUUGAAGCCAUGGACUGAGUACAGGAUAUGGGUGCUGGCCGGAACCUCGGUCGGGGACGGUCCCGCAUCGUACCCCAUCACCGUACGCACCCAUGAGGAUGUUCCGGGCGAUCCCCAAGACGUAAAGGCAACGCCCAUCAAUUCCACGGCUAUAAAGGUAUCGUGGCAACCACCUCAGGCAAAAGAUCGCAAUGGAAUUAUUCGUGGGUAUCACAUCCACGUUCAAGAAACCCGCGAAGAGGGUGGAUUUUUAAAUGAAGCAAUGCGUUUCGAUGUUCUGGGUGAUGCAGUGUACGAACUGAACAUAACAGGUUUGCAGCCAGAUACCCGGUAUGCAGUGCAAGUUGCCGCUUUAACGAGGAAAGGAGACGGCGACAGAAGUCCUCCGGUGACUGUGCGGACGCCUGGCGGUGUACCAAAUAGACCCUCGCUGGCUUUGAAAGUAAUAGAAAGAGAGCCAACUGUAACCAUUGAAUUAGAGUGGAGUAGACCUUCUCAGACUUACGGAGAAUUACAAGGUUAUAGGCUUAGAUAUGGAGUAAAAGAUCAAGAAUUAAAAGAUUAUUAUAUCAAAGGAACUCAAGUAAAUAACUACAGGAUAAAGGAUUUGGAGAAAGGGGUAGAGUACGAAUUCAGAGUAGCAGGAAAAAAUCACAUAGGUACUGGUCAAGAGGCUAUCAAGUACCUUCGAACGCCUGAGGGUCCUCCUACCGGUCCUCCCACGAACAUUACUUUUCGUUUCCAAACUCCAGACGUUGUAUGUUUUAACUGGGAAUCUCCGAUCCGAGAACAUCGUAACGGCCAAAUAAUUCGUUAUGAACUCCAGUUUCAUAAAAAAAUCGACCACAGUAAUAUAAUCGUGCGAAAUGUGACCAAUACCAAAGCAGUGUUUACUAAUUUGGACGAAAAUACAGAGUAUGUGUUUCACAUCAGGGCGUACACGUCGCAAGGUGCAGGGCCGUACAGCGAAAAGAUUUGUAUACAAACAGAAAGAGAUAUAGGUCGCGCACCGAUGAGCGUUAAAGCCGUCGCGACGUCCGAUUCGAGCGUCGAAGUUUGGUGGGAACCUGUUAUUUCGCGUGGUUCAGUAAUAGGAUAUCAAAUUUUUUAUACGAUGACCGCAGUAGAAGAUUUGGACGAGUGGCAGCAUAAGUUGGUGGGUCUUACAGAAUCGGCCGAUUUAAUAAAUUUGGAAAAAUAUGCCCAAUAUGCAAUAGCAGUCGCAGCAAGACUGGAAACAGGUCUAGGACGGUUAUCUGAGAAAGUAACUGUUAAAGUAAAACCUGAAGAUGUUCCCCUUGAUUUAAGAGCCCACGACGUCACCACUCAUUCGAUGACUUUAUCCUGGUCUCCACCGAUUCGAUUAAAUCCCGUUAAUUACAAAAUAUCUUUUGACGCUGUAAAAGAAUUUGUUGAUUCGCAAGGCAUUACCCAAACUCAGAUAAUACCUAAAACGGAAAAACUUUUGGAUUACACAGUACGAUCUCACGUCAUCAACGAUUUGUCCCCUUUCACCACCUACAACGUAAACGUCAGUGCAAUACCUCCUGAUUCAUCCUAUCGACCUCCGACUAAAAUUACCGUUACCACUCAAAUGGCUGCGCCGCAGCCGAUGGUUAAACCCGAUUUUUAUGGAGUUGUUAACAGAGAAGAAAUCCAUGUGAUACUUCCUCAAGCUUCUGAAGAAUAUGGUCCUAUAAGUCACUAUUAUCUUAUAGUAGUACCUAAGGAUCAGGCCACAAUUAACAAGCAACCUGAUCAGUUUCUUACAGACGAUUUGAUCGCUGGUAAAGGACAAAAAGGAGGUCCUAAUGCUCCCUACAUAGCUGCCAAAUUUCCUCAACGAAAUAUUCCAUAUACUUUUCAUUUGGGAACUGGCGAAGAACAAGGCGGAUUCAAGAAUAAGAAAUUGGAGCGUGGAAAGCAGUACAGAAUUUUUGUUAGAGCCAUAGUAGACACGCCGCAGAAACAUUUAUAUACUAGCAGUCCAUUUUCCGAAUUUUUGGCUCUAGAUAUGCCCGAGGUACCGCCUGGAGAUCCACCUUUGCGACCGAAUCCUAACGUUCCUACCGAUAACGAUGUUAAAGUGCUCUCACAACAAAAGGAGGCCGGAGUAUUAUGGGUCAUAGGGCCGUUAAUAGCUGUUUUAACAGUUUCUAUCGUUUUAGUGAUGCUUUUUAUAAUCAGGAAACGACGACAACCGUGCAAAACACCGGACCAAACCGCUGUGACGCGUCCCUUAAUAGCUGCUGACAUAAGCAGUAAUGCGGCACCAAAUGAUCCCGUUGAGAUGCGUCGUUUAAAUUUUCAAACGCCGGCAAUGAUCUCGCAUCCUCCCAUUCCCGUUUCCGAACUGGCAAACCAUAUAGAAAGAUUAAAAGCGAACGAUAAUCUUAAAUUCUCUCAGGAGUACGAAAGUAUUGAGCCGGGACAACAGUUCACUUGGGAGCAUUCGAAUAUGGAGGUGAACAAACCGAAAAAUCGCUAUGCAAACGUAAUUGCAUACGAUCACAGUCGCGUGAUCCUUCAACCAGAGGAUAGCGUAUUGGGGAGUGAUUAUAUCAAUGCGAAUUAUUGCGACGGAUACAGGAAACACAAUGCGUACAUAGCGACACAAGGACCCCUUCAAGAAACGUUCGCAGAUUUUUGGAGAAUGUGCUGGGAAGUGAAAACGUCCACGAUCGUUAUGAUGACCAAAUUGGAGGAACGAACGCGAAUCAAAUGCGAUCAGUAUUGGCCUGCGAGAGGCACAGAGACUUACGGUUCUAUGACAGUGACGGUAACUGAUGUGCAAGAAUUGGCCACGUACUGCAUCAGAACGUUUCAAAUUCACAGGCAAGGUCACGCAGAACGACGUGAAAUCAAGCAGUUACAAUUUACAGCUUGGCCAGAUCAUGGCGUUCCCGAUCAUCCUGCGCCUUUCCUACAGUUCUUGAGAAGGGUGAGGAGUUUAAAUAAUCCAGAUGCCGGGCCUAUUGUAGUGCAUUGUUCCGCAGGGGUUGGCCGUACAGGUUGUUUCAUUGUGAUAGAUUCCAUGCUAGAACGCAUGAAACACGAAAAAUUAAUUGAUAUUUAUGGGCACGUGACGUGUUUGCGUGCACAACGCAAUUAUAUGGUACAAACAGAAGAUCAGUACAUAUUCAUACAUGACGCACUUCUUGAAGUGGUCCAGUGUGGUGCCACCGAAGUUCCUGCCCGCAGUCUGCAUUCACAUAUCCAAAAACUGAUGCAACCAGAACCGGGUGAAAACGUCACCGGAAUGGGGCUCGAAUUUAAAAAAUUGGGUAAUCUAAAAGUGGAUUCUUCCAAGUUUACAUCUGCAAAUCUGCCCGCUAAUAAGCACAAGAAUAGACUAGUGCACAUUUUACCAUACGAGAGUAGCAGGGUGUGUCUGACGCCUAUUAGAAAUAUAGACGGUUCGGAUUACAUAAACGCCAAUUUCGUCGACGGCUAUAGGUAUCGUAAGGCGUAUAUAGCGACACAAGGACCACUCCCAGAUACCGUAGAUGAUUUUUGGAGAAUGUUAUGGGAACACAAUUCUACAAUAGUUGUGAUGUUGACUAAAUUGAAAGAGAUGGGUCGAGAAAAAUGCCAUCAGUAUUGGCCGAGUGACCGAUCAGUUAGAUAUCAAUGCUUUGUCGUCGAUCCUAUCGCCGAAUACAACAUGCCACAGUAUAUACUGAGGGAAUUUAAGGUGACUGACGCGAGAGACGGAUCAUCGAAGACGGUGCGACAGUUCCAAUUCACUGAUUGGCCGGAACAGGGGGUCCCGAAGAGCGGAGAUGGCUUUAUUGACUUUAUCGGACAGGUACAUAAAACCAAAGAACAAUUUGGGCAAGACGGACCAAUAACAGUGCAUUGCAGUGCGGGCGUCGGUAGAACAGGUGUAUUUAUCACUUUAAGUAUAGUCUUGGAGAGGAUGCAGUAUGAAGGAGUCGUAGACGUUUUCCAAACAGCCAGAAUACUACGUACGCAGAGGCCUGCCAUGGUACAAACGGAGGAGCAGUACCAGUUUUGCUACAGGGCAGCACUGGAGUACCUAGGUUCCUUUGAUCAUUAUGCUAAUUAAAAAGGAGACUUAAAUGAUUGAUAGUUGGAAAAAAGUAGGCAUAAUUAAGCGACCCCCUCCCUCGUAAGGUGUGUAUGUGUGUGUGUUGUGUGCCUGUAGGUAUGCGGACAAUAAAAAGUUCAUUGUGUUUUCCCCGAUUGUGUACGAUGUCUAUUGGCAACUUUAGAAGGUUCACUGUAAUUAAAAGCUGCUAUUUUGUUGAAAUAGUGAGAUUUUUUAUGCAGAUGUGCCUACAGAUGUAGAAAUUAUCAAGUAUAUAUUAAGUAAUGUGUAGACGUCUCAUCUGCUGCUGAUCAUUCUUAAAUUUUGAAAGAAUGAAAAACAAAAAAAGGGAUAGAAUUGAAUAUAGUUUAUUAUUUACUGGCCGUUUUGGUCUUUUGUAGAAAUAGAUAAUGCAGCUUUGUAUCAUAUCAAAUAUUUGGUAAGCUGACUGAAUCAUUUUUAUGUGAAUGUAUUCAAAAUAAUUGACUUUUUUUGAUUACACUCUGACUGAUAUUUUUUAUUUAAUUUUUCUAUUCUCUUUUAUAUUGUAAUAUUAUUGUAGCACAAAAUCUAUAAAA